Molecule: messenger RNA, 1945 nt
Organism: Spea bombifrons (plains spadefoot toad)
Lineage: Eukaryota; Metazoa; Chordata; Amphibia; Anura; Pelobatidae
Gene: PPP2CA
Product: protein phosphatase 2 catalytic subunit alpha
Exons: 7
Coding region: 316-1245 (309 amino acids)
Biological process (GO): mitotic cell cycle; peptidyl-serine dephosphorylation
Cellular component (GO): cytosol
Molecular function (GO): protein serine/threonine phosphatase activity
Source: RefSeq, a predicted model, not a curated record
AGGAGAAGCUGGGAAGUAGCAAGCAGGGCUUCCAAGACCGCUGCGGAUGAGAUCGUGAAUUUUCCGAAGUCAUUUUCAUUUUUGCCGGCCCUGCGGAUACCGCGUUUUAUAUUUAUUUAUUGCUUAUCUGGAUAUCACAGCCUUUAGCCUGCUUUUCGCCGAAACCUGAAGCCGUUUCGUGUGCCGGUUUGAGUAUAAGGACCUUUUUUCUGUCAUCGCGGAGGGGGUUUUCUUCUAAUACGUUAUCUGGUAGCCUAGAGAAGGCCUGAAAGGGCCCUUCCGGUGCUUCGUCGCCGGCUACUGUAAACCCGCAUCAUGGACGAGAAGGCAUUUACGAAGGAGUUAGAUCAAUGGAUCGAGCAACUCAACGACUGCAAGCAGCUGACGGAAAGCCAAGUGAAGACAUUAUGCGAAAAGGCAAAAGAAAUUUUGACGAAAGAAUCAAAUGUCCAGGAAGUGCGGUGUCCUGUAACAGUAUGUGGUGACGUACACGGCCAGUUCCAUGAUCUGAUGGAAUUGUUCAGAAUUGGGGGGAAAUCGCCAGAUACAAACUACUUGUUCAUGGGAGAUUAUGUCGACAGAGGAUAUUAUUCAGUGGAAACUGUUACACUACUUGUAGCACUUAAGGUCCGCUAUCGUGAACGUAUAACAAUUCUCCGUGGAAACCAUGAAAGUAGACAGAUUACACAAGUAUAUGGUUUUUAUGAUGAAUGUUUGAGGAAAUAUGGAAAUGCGAAUGUCUGGAAGUACUUCACAGAUCUCUUUGAUUAUCUUCCAUUAACUGCCUUGGUGGAUGGGCAGAUCUUCUGUCUUCAUGGAGGCCUUUCACCUUCAAUUGAUACACUGGAUCAUAUACGUGCACUAGAUCGUUUGCAAGAAGUUCCACAUGAGGGUCCAAUGUGUGACUUACUGUGGUCAGAUCCAGAUGACCGUGGCGGAUGGGGCAUUUCUCCAAGAGGGGCUGGAUACACUUUUGGACAGGACAUCUCUGAAACAUUCAACCAUGCCAACGGCCUUACUUUGGUUUCUAGAGCUCAUCAGCUGGUGAUGGAGGGAUACAAUUGGUGCCAUGAUCGGAAUGUAGUCACAAUAUUUAGUGCUCCAAACUAUUGUUACCGUUGUGGAAACCAGGCUGCUAUAAUGGAACUUGACGAUACCCUAAAAUAUUCCUUCUUGCAGUUUGAUCCUGCACCACGCAGAGGAGAGCCACAUGUUACCCGUCGUACCCCUGACUACUUCUUGUAAACCAAAUUUUUCAGUUGUACAGUAUUGCCACAAGCAGAAUUUUCACCAGAGCCAGAAACAGCUACUGUAACUUCAGAGUCGGGAUAGAGCGUUAACGUGUCCUAUAAACAUGCUGCUCUCAAAUGGACCAAAUAUGUGCCAUACAAAAAAAAUCAAAGCCUCUCGUCUCAACAGUUCAAGACCACACUAGAAAGACCAUGUCCAUUGCAUGCUGAAGUGACAUUUUUCAAGGAAACAAUCCCAGAUCUCUGGCAUAGCACUACUUGUAGUUUCUUUUGCUUUCUUGGAGAUGGCAAAAUAAAAAUUUACAAUGUAAACAUUAACACUUCAUGACUACAAAUUAACUUUCCAUUUAGAGAUAGCUUUACUCAGCAUGAUUGUAGAUAAGGUUAGAAAUUCUGAAAAUUAAAUCCUUCAGUACCAUGGGACAAACAGCCGUUUGUAGUCUUCUUGGUUGUGAAGGGAUUAAAGGACCUUUUUAAUAAGUAUCAAGGCUGCCUCGUGACUUCAGAAAUGUGUAUUUCAGGGAAUACAGUUUAAUUUAAAUUGUUUUGGUUUUCAUCUACACAUUUGUUUUGCCCCAUUACUUCUCCUUCCGUCUGUUCAAGUCUAGCUUGUUUUCCCGUGAGACAUUACUACAGCAAACUGCUGUGGUGUAUUUUUUUUCUUUCUUAAUAAACUUGUGAACCAAGUCCUUAAA